UCCAGCAGCACAUACGUUUUCCCGCCUCGACGGCGUUUUUCGAAUCUCGCAGUGUCGAACGCACGCAGGCCGCACCGCGAGUUCCAACUUUCGCCCAGGAGUUUCUUCGCACGUCGCGCCUUCGGUCGCGGGUUUUUCGGGGACUUUGACCAUUUUAUUUUUUUCGGCGUGUCUUGGUGAAAAUGUUGUUGGGGACUUUUUUUGGAUUUGAUUAGUUUUUUAAGGUCGCAUCAACAGUCUUUCAGCUGAACAAUCCAGAUAUUAUAAGUUAAAUUUCCAAAAAGGUGCAGUCGCAUCGUCCAGAAAAGCGUGGGUUAUCUUUUUUGAUCGUCGGUGAAGGGGAAAAAAGGCGACGUAACAGAUGUAGUUAUGGACUUUGGAAUUGAGUAGCUUCGGAGUUUAAUGCGCGUGGAUUUAGCAGUCGCAACAUCUGGCGACUGAGCAAUUUUAAAUAAAGCCUGCGAUACAAGAUUUAUUGGUUAUCGGUACGGGCGAUUUUCAACGGAACUUACUGGAGGCUAUGUGAAUUCGGAAAACUUUCUAGUGCGGGGUUAUCCAUGGACACCUACUGGGGGCAUGCUAUCGGAAGGCGACGGCUGGUUAAGACUGUGUCUGGACGACGGGGCUCCGAGGCGGCCCGGCUGGAGGGAUGAUGGCGGCACGCGGGGCGGCCAGCAGUAGACGCCUGGUGGUCCGGGGCGGCUGGUGACGAGAUGCGCGUGGCGCCCGGUGUGAGGCGGUCGUGUUCGUCGGCGGCGGCGUGGGCGUGCGCGACGGUGGUUAUCGUGGUGGCGUGGCUCGUGGACGGUUCGGGCGCCGGCGCCUCCCUGCUCGUGCACAAGUACAGUACGCGGGUGGUGCGCACCAAGUACGGCCCGCUCAGGGGCGUCAUGAUACACAUUCAUCCCCCCGUCGAGGCGUUCCUUGGCGUGCCCUAUGCUACGCCGCCAGUUGGGAGUUUGAGAUACAUGCCUCCGGUGACGCCGUCCAUUUGGAAGAACACCCGACUGGCGGACCGUUUCGGGGCCGUGUGCCCCCAACGGCCGCCCGACAUCGGCAACCGCUCCGAAGCGCUGCUCGACUUCCCGCGGGGACGGCUGCUCUAUCUCGAGAAGCUGCUGCCGCUGCUCGCCAACCAGAGCGAGGACUGUCUCUAUCUCAACCUCUACGUGCCCCGCACAGCGACGGGCGAAGAGGAAGCGGAACCCCUGCCCUGCGUAGUUUAUGUGCACGGGGAAAGUUACGAAUGGAAUUCCGGUAAUCCCUACGAUGGAACGGUGCUGGCUUCCACUGGGAGAGUUAUCGUUGUCACUAUCAAUUUCAGACUAGGUGUAUUAGGUUUUCUAAAGACUGGCACGAAGGGCAGCGCCCAGGGUAAUUUCGGAUUGAUGGAUCUGGUGGCCGGUCUGCACUGGCUGAGGGAGAACCUGCCCGCCUUCGGCGGCGAUCCGGAGAAGGUCACGUUAAUGGGUCACAGCACGGGAGCGGCCCUGGUCAAUUUCAUCGCCGUUUCGCCGGUUGCAAAAGAGCUCCUGCACAGGGUAAUCCUCUUAAGUGGCUCCGGUCUGAGUCCCUGGGCUCUCCAGAGGGAUCCGCUGUGGGUCAAGCGCAGCGUGGCCAAACACACGGGCUGUCACGGCGACCUGCACGAAGACGAUCUGGCGCCCUGCCUAAGGCAGAAGCAUCUCAACGAGCUGCUCAGCGUUAGGGUCGAGGCGCCCAGGUUUUUGCCAGGUUUCGCCCCAUUCAUCGACGGAACAAUACUUUUGAAUCCGACGAACUCGCCGCCGGCGUCCGGCUCGUCGACGGUGGCCACGUCGGCCGGCUACGAGCUGGCCGACUUCCCCGACCGCGAUCUGCUCUUCGGACUGACCAGCACCGAAUCCUAUCUGGACCUCAACGCCCAGGACCUCGAGUUCGGUUUCAACGAGACGAAACGCGACAGGAUAUUGAGGACUUACGUGCGUAACUCGUACUAUUAUCAUCUGAACGAGAUUUUCUCGACGUUAAAGAACGAGUACACGGACUGGGAACGGCCGACGCAGAAUCCGUUGAGUGUUAGGGACGCCACGUUGGACGUGUUGAGUGACGGGCACACGGCCUCGCCGCUUAUCAGGGUCGGGUAUUUGCAUAGUAUGAGUGGGGGCAAGACGUUUUUUCUACACUUCCAGCAUCACGGCGGCGAAAGAGACCUUCCAAUGAGGACAGGUAGCGUGAGGGGCGAGGACCUGCCUUACGUCCUGGGACUGCCGUUGAUUGGGGGCGGUCCCUUUUUUCCGCACAACUACAGCCACGGCGACGCCGCCGUCUCCAAAACGCUCAUCCACUACAUCAGCAAUUUCAUACGUAAAGGGGACCCAAAUGGCGCUGUUCCAAAUGCGUCGGCGUCCGAGGCCAAAAAUCAACAGCAACCAAAGGGACACGACGACACGCCGACCGAAUAUUGGGACACAUACGACACCAUUAACCAGUUCUACUUGGAAUUAGGAAACCGUCCGGCAAGAAAGAGUCAUUACAGAGGACAUAAAAUGUCUCUCUGGCUGAAUCUCAUUCCUCAGCUGCACAGGCCGGGAGACGGCGACGACAUUUCUAUGAGACAUCAUCAUUUCCAGGAGGAGGAUGAUCAAUAUUACGACGGUUCCGUGCGUCCCCAAACAAAGGACAAGCCUCCGGUCGCCCACAUAUUACCGCCGCCUCCACCUCCGACAACCGUGCGUUUGCCACCGGCCACAACUUCACCGACGCCUCCGCCACCGAAGUCGGACACGGCCCUCCAGGCCACCACCACGGAGUGUCCGCCUAACGCCACCAUGCCCAUGCCUGCGGUUAUCAAAAAUAACAACAACCUGUUGAGGAAGUUGGCCUCAAGCCACUACCAGAGCUACACCACAGCCCUGACUGUUACCAUAGCAGUCGGUUGUUUCUUGUUGUUGCUCAACAUUUUGAUAUUCGCCGGCAUCUACCACCAGAAGGACCGGGGCAAGAGCAAACAGAAACAGAAGGAGGAAAUGGUGGAAGCCGGCAGCUGCAGCUCAGGCUCAGGCGAGGCCUACGAGAAAGCCAUGGAGCAACGUUCCUACACCCUUCAGCGAGCCAGCAGCUUCGAACGCAAAACCAUGGCGAAUUACAGUGGUUCAGCACAUAGCUGUGAUAAGCGGAAUUUGGCCGAUUUGCAAAUGACCGAGCUUCCGUUACAGGAGUUCAAAUCGUCUCCACCGCCUGCUAAAAGGCCCGAUCUCAAUCCGAAGACUUAUCCGCCGGACGUGACCAGCACCACAUCGACCGGCACACAGAUGGUGACCAGUCCGAACAUACCGGACCCGCCGCCGCCGCCCAAGGGCCAACCGCCGCAGACGUUCAAUCAGACGGGGAUACUGAGGGCGCACGGCGCCCCCACCACGCCCGGCACCAUGAAGAAGCGGGUGCAGAUCCAAGAGAUUUCGGUCUAAGUGCGGACGUUUUUCACUUUGAAUUUAAUGUAAUCUAUGUGGACUUAAGAAAUUUUCUUUUUUUUAUUAAUAAAUGGAAAAUCAAAUCAUAUCUGACUGAAAGAUGAUUUUUAAAAAUAGUAAAAUAAACGCACUGUGAUUGUCAUAACAUUAACUGUCAUUAUUCGAUUCGAUUGAUUUAUUGAUGUGAUGCAGGACCGGUUUUUACAAAGUUUUUUCUGUGAUAUGUACCAUUUUUUUGGUAAUUUCAAUUAGGAAUUAAUUUUGUUAUAUGAAUGUUAUACUGUUGUUUGUUAUCUUAUCUUUCGCAGGGCUGUAAUCAAAGCAUUUACACACUAAAUUAUUUAUGGACUAUGACUGUUUUUUAAAUAACCAAAAUGUUGUAAUAGAAACAAUAUUUUCUAAAUGAUUUUGUAUAAUCAACAUGUUUCUUAUAGAAAUAAGUAAUUCCUCAUUUUAAUUCUUAUGUACAGCAGUGGUCAUUAUUAUAGAAACUUUUUAAAAUUUAUAACUAUUAAAAUAAUAUGUUACAUAUUAUAAUAUUAUCAUCACAAAAAUGAGACACCGUAUUAAAAACCUUUCCACAGCUAAAUCCACAACUGUAAAAUGGGCAAUGUUCAGGCUAGAGGCACGCCUCAACCUUAAAACGCAUGCGCAAAUGUUGUAACCAAAUAUAUAUAUAUAUAAUCAAGGUUGACUACGAAUUGGGGCGAAUAUGCAUAUUUAAAAAUGCCUCCGGAGAACUUGCUCACAAAAUAUUCAUUGAAAUUUAAUGUAAAACUGUUUAUUUAAUUGUUCAUUUUACAACAUAUUACUCUUCUAUCGUUUUUAAAUAUUAAAUUGUAUUCUGUUAUAAAGAAUAAAAACAUAAAAAAUGUAUUUUUUUAUUGAUACUGACGUUAAGUCAAUAAAUCAAUUUCAUGGUGAGGCACUGCCUCACCUGCCUCAUCCAUACUUUUAAUAAGUUGUUAUAAUUGUGGCCACUGUUGUAACUCCUUAGUUUUACUGGAGAUAUAUAAAACAUAUAUAAUUGUUAAUACUUAGAAUUAUAUUUAGAGAAAUUUGUGUAGCAAAAUUUUGUACAUAAACAAGGGGUCCACUAAAAAUAUUUAUGUUAAAAAGGAUGCCAAACUAUUGUGUUAUCGUCACAUAAAUAUGUAUGUAAAUACUAAUUAUAUUAACGAUGGUAUUGUUUUGGAAUUGAUGAACUUCCUAAGCUCAAACACUUCAGCAACUAUAAUUUCAAAGAUUCCAAAAACUGGUCCUGCAAAAAACAAAAACGUCAAAUCAAACCAUUUACUUUAAGUAAGUGAACUUAGGAAUUGAGUUACGUAUGUACACUAUCAAGGUAGCUUGCAUUUAAAUGAAUUGUAACGAAUGAUAUAAGUGAAUUGGUCUUAGAUAUGGUGAAUAUUAUGGCACGAUAGUGCUACUUGUAUAUUUAUAUAAAGUGCUAAAUCAAAGUAUGCCAUCGAUAACUACGAUAGACAUUCUUUUUACUCCCGUAUUGUUGAUAAGAAUAUCCAUUGUAUAAAAUAUCUUAGACAAUCAAUGUCUCAUUUUAAUGUCAUCGUAAAGUCGACUUUAUUUCAACUCGUAAAACUAAACAACUAAAUAAAAAUUGUGAAUUCUGAUUGAUGCGGUGUUAAGACGGAUGUAGCAUUUUAAUUUUAAAAGGAUUUUAUAACGAGCGACGUAAUAAAAUCUGGCGUCUUAACCCUGUAAUUUACCGUCUUUAUCGUGUUUCAGUGUCCCUUUAAAUUAUUGUUAUCAACAAUAUUCGUUUCGUGCCAAUGUUAUUGUUCUAAAACACUAAUUGUAAAUUUUUAAAGUGUAAAUAGUGUAUAGUGAGUGCACGGUUUAAACAAGAACUGCCAUAAUUUUAAGAAAAUUUACUAAAUUGCAUUUAUUACUAAGGCCUUAUGAUGCAAUUUAGUACUCUAAUUUUAAAAUUAACCGUGUGCUUACGAUACUUUUUCAGUUUUAUAACGAAAUAGCAUCAGCUUACUGACAAACUGUUUAGACAAACAUGACUAUUGAACAUAAAAAUGUGGCAACAACUACCUCAGAUACUAAUAAAUGACAACAAUAGUACUUUUUAAUGUGUCUCCAGCACUUUUAUCUUAUCAAAACACUAUUGAUUAAUCAACCUCCUACUUAAGAAUGACAAGUUUUUUUGUUGUGUACUAAGCAAUAGACAUGUUUAUCUGAUACUUACCCACUAAAUAGAUGUGUACAUAAUAUUACAGGUAUUUUUAUAUACUUUACUUAUAAUAAUGGAGCUGAUGAAAUUUCUGCGUGGAUAUAAUUUUAAGCAAAAGUGCAGAAAUCUGAUGUUUAUUAUAAAAAGUACAUCCUUUAUCGAUGUGACAUCUGAAAUGUUUAUUAAUAAAUACGUUAUAAUAUUUAAUAAUCUCUUUUUAUUAUUAACGUUAGCUUUAAUAAAGAAUUUGUACAGUAUAAUUGCAUGUGUAUGACCCAAAACUUGUCAUGAUGUAAUCGUGGUUGCAUACUGUGAGCUUGUAAAUAGCCGUCAUAAUCAUAUUGUAAAUAUUGUAAAAACUUAUUGUAUAUAAAAUAGAUUAUAAAUACGAUUUCUUGUUGGAAAAUAUAUCACAACCAUUCAAUGACACUUGUGUUUUAGAUUUUUUAGCACUAGUAACAUAAUCUAAUCUAACUGGAGUAAGAA
Aethina tumida (small hive beetle) is the source of this 6138-nucleotide messenger RNA. Its product is annotated as neuroligin-1. The record is from RefSeq and is a predicted model, not a curated record. Gene Ontology annotation, cellular component: synapse; cell surface; postsynaptic membrane. NCBI's taxonomy places the organism in Eukaryota, Metazoa, Arthropoda, Insecta, Coleoptera, Nitidulidae. Gene Ontology annotation, biological process: synaptic vesicle endocytosis; postsynaptic membrane assembly; presynaptic membrane assembly. Gene Ontology annotation, molecular function: signaling receptor activity; neurexin family protein binding. The transcript is spliced from 15 exons. Bases 714 to 3449 code for a protein of 911 amino acids.